Molecule: messenger RNA, 2046 nt
Organism: Phragmites australis (common reed)
Lineage: Eukaryota; Viridiplantae; Streptophyta; Magnoliopsida; Poales; Poaceae
Product: pentatricopeptide repeat-containing protein At1g66345, mitochondrial
Exons: 2
Coding region: 143-1900 (585 amino acids)
Molecular function (GO): protein binding
Source: RefSeq, a predicted model, not a curated record
UCGCUGAGAUGUUGAAUUUGGCAGGGGGACGACUGUAAUAUGUGCUGUCAUUUCUGAGUCGUCCGUUAUCUGAUCGGACGGUUGGCACGAACCUUCGGGCCCAAAUAGAUGACUCCUCGUAGCUGAGGUGGUCCGUCUUUUGAUGGCCAUGAACGCCGGCGGCCGCGUGGUCGCGCGGUGCGGCGGCGGCCUCCUCGGCCGUGCUCCCGCCUCCGCGCUGUGCACGGCGGCCACGACGCCUCAGCACAUCUCCCACUACCUCGCACACCAUCCGAGGGCGACCUGGGAGGCGCUCUCCGCCGCCUUCCCCGCCUCCGCCGCCGCGGCGCCCCACGGCCACGUCGACGCCGUUCUCCUCUCCCUCGCCAGGCACCCACACGCUUCCCCCGAGCCCGUCGCCAAGAACGCCCUCACCUUCUUUCACUGGUCCGCCGCCUCCGCCUCCUCCUCCGGCCCCUCGCCGUCGUCGUCCUCCCACUCUCUCCGCUCCUACUGCCUCCUCGUCCACCUCCUCUCCCGCGCCGCGCUCUUCCGCGACGCCUCCGUCAUCCUCGAGUCCGCCAUCUCCAAGCACUCCUCGUCCCCCGCUUCUUGCUUCCUCGGCGCCUUCUUCGCUGCCUACGAGGACAGCGGUACGGCCGCGACGACCCGCGGCCUCCACCUCCUGGUGCACGCAUACGCGCGGCUGCGACUCCCGGAGGAGGCCCUCGAGGCCUGCUGCUACCUCGCGCAGCGCGGCGUGCUUCCCUCCCUCUCCGCCUUCAACGCCGUGCUGCACGCGGCGCGGCGCGCCGGGGAGUUCCGUGUCGCCUGGGAGGUGUUCGAGCUUAUGACGCUGAAGCGGGUGUAUGCCAACCAGAGCACCGUCGAGCUUGUCGUCGGCGUCCUGAGCCGGGAAGGCAAGCUCGCCAGGAUGGCGGCGCUCGUGGGGAGGAUCCACGGCACAAAGUGCGCCCCAGGCGUGGUCGCGCACGUGGCACUCACGCUGAGGAUGAUCGAGGAAGCGAGGGUGGAGCAGACGAUCUUGCUGCUGAAGAGGAUGCUGCAGAGGAACAUUCUGCUCGACGACAUCGCUUACUCACUGAUCGUGCACGCCUAUUGCCGAAUUGGUGAUCUGAAGUCGGCAUCCGAGCAGCGUGACGACAUGGUUCGUCGAGGCUGUCGCCUUAACGCAUUCGUGUACACUUGCCUCAUCAGAGCUCAUUGUCACGAAGGCAGUGUUGACAAGGCCGUGCAGUUGCUCCAAGAAAUGAUAUCCAUGGGAUUGAAGCCAUAUGAUGCUACGUACAGUCAUCUCAUUGCUGGGUGUUUCAGACAAGGGAAGGUGGAGGAGGGCUUGGCGUACUUUGAAAGCAUGAUCCAUGAAGGUUUUGUGACCGAUAUCGACACUUGCAAUGAGAUGUUAGAGGCGCUCUGCGAUGCAGGAGAGGCCGGCAAGGCGAACGACCUGCUGACGGUAGUGAUGGCCAAUGGAAUUGUUCCUGUUCAGGAUACAUACCGGAGUCUGAUGGAUGGAUACGGCAAGGUUGGUGAUGCACAAGGUGUUGUCAAGAUCUACCAUGAGAUGGAGCACAGAGGGCUUAAUCCUGGUGUUGAAGGUUUUACCACCCUGGUCAGGACCCUUUGCCAGUGUGGAAAUCCAAGGGAAGCUGAGAAGUUUUUGACAGUGAUGGAGAAGAAAGCAGUGGCUCCAACUAGCGAAUUGUACGAUAUGUUGAUCAGUAGUUACUGUGAGAAGGGUAACACUGAGAGGGCACUUUGGUUGUACGAUAAGAUGAUGACGGGGAAUGAGAAGUUUGUCCCCUCUGCUGACACUUUUAUGAUGUUGGUGAGAAGAGUGAUCAAAGUCAAGAAUGCUUGUUCUCCUAAUAGCUCACCAUGUGAUCAUGAUCCUUGUUGACGAGGGGAACUGAUGGACAGAAAAGCUAGACAGUAUAGGAGCAAAGGGAAACAAAAAGAAGGUAUAGAAGGAAAAGUUUCCAUGCCGUUAACGUGUUAGAGGCUCGGUACUCCAUGUUUAAUGUAUGAGCUAGAAGUUGAAACUCA